Molecule: messenger RNA, 1516 nt
Organism: Onthophagus taurus
Lineage: Eukaryota; Metazoa; Arthropoda; Insecta; Coleoptera; Scarabaeidae
Biological process (GO): homophilic cell-cell adhesion
Cellular component (GO): membrane
Molecular function (GO): calcium ion binding
Source: RefSeq, a predicted model, not a curated record
CGCUAUAAGAGAUAGUAUGGUUAGUUUAAGUUUGAAGGGCAUGAAAGUAUGAGUUUAAAGUAAACACUUAAAAGUAAGAUUAAAAUCUUAAAAACUUGUAUCCUGUUGAUAACUUCAUAAAGAUGGUAACUGAGUGCAUAUAAUCCAACUGUUUGAGUGAACCGAUAUAAAUACCCUGCAAAAUGAUGCCUUUGCCAGUUAACGCCAAGCUAUCACCAAAUUUGUUUGUGUAAAGUUGAGAAGUCUACAAAAAUGGGGUUACUCAACAUCACUUUAAUUUUUAGCUUGUUCAUUAUCUGUUGUAAAGCGAGAAAUUGUGUUUUGGACAAUGGUCAAUAUACUGAUAGAAUUAAUAUUUAUGAUCCGAAGAUGGAUGAUAGCGCGGAUGUAUUUCUCGUAAUACCAACAACAAAUGUGCAAAGUGCUGAAAUAAAACCAAAUCAAGACCAUUCUUAUAUUGAUGUCGUGUAUUCGGAGAAUACAUUGACGUUUAGACCAUCAGCAGAAUUCAGAAGUAAUUGGGAAAAGGACACUGCAUACACCUCGAAUCCUCGAGUUAACUCAAAAUUUAUAUUAACAUGUGCAGAUGGUGGCAGUUAUGAGAUUGAAUACAUCCAAAGUAUAAAUGAUCUCAACACAUUUGACCCGGUGUUUGUUAAAGCCACAUAUGAUUUUAUAAUUCCCAUGCCGGUUGGUGGUGAUGUCGAUCUUACAAAUUUCGGUGAAGCCAUUUUCGUGACGGAUUACGAUGUUUCUAAUGAAGGAAUGAGUUUUACAAUUGAAGGAGACAAUGCUGAUUCACUCGUAGUGGAAUACAUUGGACGUAUCGAUUCAUCAGAUUCCAAUUGCGAAUCGACGUCUUCGAUGGGUAAAACAUACAAAGGAAUUUUAAAAACUAAGUCUCCACUUAGAUUAACCAAGGAUACAACUUAUACUAUUACUGCAACAGAUAAAGGCAAACCGAGUACCAAAAGUGGCACAGCUACACUUAAUAUUAUCAUCGAUGAAUUCGGAACUAUACCAUCUAGCCCUUCCUUUGAAACAGGGUUCUAUGAAGCUGAUUACGAUAAAAGUAAUCCUGACAAGCACUCGAUUACUUUAAAAAAAGUAAUUAAAGUGACGGAAGGUAUCACGACAAACAACAUACAAUUGAGUGGGGAACACGCAGGAAAUUUCGAGCACACUGUUAAGGACAAUGCUUUGGAAAUUACUUUAAAAGCAAAUUUACCAGAUGAUGUAAUCAAUUUCCAGCCAUUUGUUGCUUUAAGUAUCACCGCGUCAAUUGAUAACGCUGAAGUUGUAGCGACCACAUCCUUAAUCGUAAAUACACACAUGAAAAUCUGUUCUUAAUUUAAUGUUUAACAUUGAAGAAUACUAUAAGUUAGCUUCAAAUAAUAAUUUAGUGCUUAAUUCAAGAAUAUAUAUAUAUAAGUCAUACAUUCAAAUAUCAUACAAGCUUAUGCUCAGUCGAAAUAAAAAAUAUUCUUAAAUGAAGGGUGUACCUUCUUCUAAUGUA